Molecule: messenger RNA, 354 nt
Organism: Acaulospora morrowiae
Lineage: Eukaryota; Fungi; Glomeromycota; Glomeromycetes; Diversisporales; Acaulosporaceae
Source: the annotation of a GenBank genome assembly
AAGAGUUUAACGUUUAUCACUUGUUGGGAGUGGACUGAUAGUGUAGUGAUGUUAUUAUCUUACGAGUUUCCAUCAGAGUCACAUGAAGUUUGUAUUGGUGCGAUAAUGAAUGCUUAUAGUCCGUUAAAAGACAAACGCACAGGAGAUUGUUCAGAUGGUCAAGGAAAAGAAGCUGAUAAUUCAUUUAGACCACAAAAAUCCCGUAGAUUCACGUGUUUUCAGGAUUACCCUUGGCCAAAUAUUGUCGUCGAAGUUGCGUACAGUGGGUCAAUGGCUCAUGUUAAAGAAAAGGCGAAAGGAUAUUGGCUUAAACAUAAUCGUGCUUACGAUGCAAUAGUUGUCCUGUCUCUCAAG